Messenger RNA from Mycotypha africana, 2349 nucleotides. RefSeq lists its product as uncharacterized. Lineage: Eukaryota; Fungi; Mucoromycota; Mucoromycetes; Mucorales; Mycotyphaceae. The transcript is spliced from 4 exons. Gene Ontology annotation, biological process: mitotic G2 DNA damage checkpoint signaling; double-strand break repair via homologous recombination. Bases 284 to 1981 code for a protein of 565 amino acids. Gene Ontology annotation, cellular component: Mre11 complex. The record is from RefSeq and is a predicted model, not a curated record. Gene Ontology annotation, molecular function: damaged DNA binding.
AGUCGCAAAAACUUACGGUUUCCAUGUCACGAAUAGGAUUGAUGCUUCAGCUACUACUACACAUUACUACUUGACAAAGAAUAAUCUUAAAAAAAUUGCUUCAGAACCCAGUGUUAAGCUUGAGACAGCUUUACUUCUGCAGCGGACAAUUGUUGAUGAGAGCUUUUUCGAUCUAUUGAACAAGACUGAUCAGUACUUUCGUGCGUCAUCUUUGUUCGAGAAUUGCAAUCCUAUUGUGCUUGAAAAAUUUGGCCCUUGGAAGAAACAAGCUACAUUUGGGAAAAUGCCUAAACGGCAAAGACUGUUUAGAAACAAAGUUUUUUGGUUCUUUGACGAGCAUCAGUUCAAGUUAUACCAACUCCUUGUGAGAGUGGGAGGUGGAAGCGCAAAAUAUGCUACUUUCGAAGAAGCUAUGAACGCGUCUUUAGACAAUAACCAGUUAUUUGUUGAACCACCGAAGCUCAUUGAGGCGUUCAGACCAGUCAAAGCCCGAUAUCAUCAAGAAUUGGACGUAACACGAUGCAUCCUACAAAAUGAAAUUGAUUAUGCAAUUAUUUACUGUUCAACCAAUAUUUUGUGCAAUCCUGACGCCGAUCCUUCUGAAGAAGUGGAUAAUUUGAUAGAGAACGCAACACUUGAAAGUCCUGAGUCAGUCAUAAAAAGAGAGGCAGAUGAUGAUAUUGCAACUGUUCCUUACACGCACUAUAAUGAUGAAGCACCCACUGUUCGUGCUGCGUAUAAUGAAGAUGACCCUACUGUGCCUUACGAACACGAUGAUACUAUGGUACCAAUCAAGGAAGAAAAAAGUGAUGAUUAUCCUUUGUUUGAUGCCGAGAUCAUUCAAAGCAAUGAAAAGGAUGGCUUGGACGAUGAACGUAAGGACGGUGAUUUGCAUAAUAAUGUUAGAGACAAAUUGCCUUUGGCUGAGCGAAAUGGAUAUCGCAGCAACCAUAGUGAUACAGAUACUGCUGAAGACGAACAACAAGAGGGUACAGAUAAUAAUGAGGAUAGCCCUGCGAAAAGUGGUUCACGACCUAUUGAAAGAACACAAGAUGAGGAUGAAGAGCUGUUUGAAAAAACGCAUAAUGACGAUAAGCAGUUAAUUGAUGGAGCAGCGGAUAACGAUAUAAACUCUUCUCAUAGAAUUGGCGCUGAUGAAAGUGCCUACGAUAACGAUAUUUCCAUGGAUGAGGCGGAAAUAGAUCCAACACCGCAAAUGCCCGAUGACUUAAUGGAUAUGGAUAGCUUUUUUGAUAACAUGUUCGCUAAAACAAAUAGUCAAAUUGAGCAAAAAAAGAAAGAAAAGCAAAGACAGCAGGAAUUGAAGAGAAAACAACAGGAGGAACGUCAGCGACGGGAGAGCUCCGAAAGAAAACAACAGGAGGAGAUGCAACGACUAGUAGAUGAGGAAAUCAAACGAUAUGAGCAAGAAAAGCAGGAACAAGCAGCUGAAUAUGCUCGCCAACAACAACAGAGAGAGCAAGAUGUAAUUCGUGAUGAUGACAGAAAUUCGAGACAAAGAGUUGAAGCAGAGUUACCAAAAGAAUCAGUAGAUUCUACAAUGAGGGACACAGAAAUUUCAGAGAGUAACGAAAACUGUAACGAACAGGCAAAUAGCACUCAAAAUGAGAAUAGAGAACAAAAUAACGAUGCUAUAGGUGAUAGACAAUGCUGCAUCAUUUUUGCACCUUUAGUAGUCAAUAGGAGGCCCCCAAACAUUGCAGCACCAGCGGAAGCAUAUGAAGAAGGCAAUACUGCAAUCAACUAUAAAAGAUUUAAGAAGGUGAAACAUCUUCAGGAAUACGCAAAUACUAUCUAUUCAUGGACAGAUACUGUUACAAAUAGCCAGUUACAAAGAAAUAGACUCACUGGUAUCGGUCAACCGCGCUUCGGUGAGACCCGCUUGACUGCAACAGAGAUUGAUGAUGACAUGGUAAUACGACCAACAACAAAUCGCAACCGACGUUUACGUAAUAUGUAAUCAUUGGAAAACCUACCAUCACCAGAUGCAAUAAACUACCCUUACAGUCAAUAGAGAUUUUGAUACAGACUGUCAAAUUGCUUGAAAACAACAAUAUUCAAGGGUUAAAAGACUAAUUGAAGACACAUGUUAUCUUUCAAUGUUUGGUUCAUGGCUUUUUAAUGUACAAAUAUAAAAAUUGCUGAAAGUCGAAAGUUGUGUACAGAGUGGAGGUAUCAUGAAAUAAUCAUUGUGUUCCUAGUAUUAUUGGCUACGCUAGAGUUUGAAGGCAAACUAUCUGUAGCUGAUUCGUUUGGAUAAUAAUAGAAGCUGAUUGCAAUGACAAUAUAUACUGCCAUAAGCAUAAGCCCUUCUAGCCAGUUACUUUC